GCACAUCCCCUACUCCUCCCAAGAAAUUAGUGAUGGUAAUGGGGCGGGGCGAGUACCUCAAUACCCAUGUCUGCCCUCACGCUAUUUCGGAUCGGGGUGGGUAAUACCCGUACGGGUACGAGGCAGGGCUGGUUGACCCACUCUUACAUGUUAUUUGAAUAAAAUACACACACAAUUUUACUUUUUACAAUAAAAUGAAGUAGAAAACACGUAUGAAUGAAAAUAGUGAUGAUGGAAUAGGUAAUUGAGUCUAACUAGGAAAAAUCGACCCUACCUAGUUGAAGAACAGUCAAAAUAGUCAAAAUAAAAAUGGAUACUAUAAGAAAUUGAGAUAAAAUGCGACAUGAACGAGGCGGGGCGAGGCAGGACAGGUCGGAAGUAGAUACCCAGGCCCCACCCCAAACUACUACGGGAUACCCGCCCCAUCACAAGUCAGAUCGGAUAAUACCCAUCGGCCGGGUUCAAAUUGUCAUCCUACAAGAAAUAAUGGGCUGGGCAUCGACAUAUAUCUGUUGCUGUAGGCUCUAGGAGGUAAGCCUUCUUUUUCUGGAGGCCGCAGGCCGGUGCAAGGGGUUCUACAGUGUGUGUAAUGGGCUUUCGGAACUUGUGUUUGGGCUUCAGUCUUCUGAGCUUCGGGCCUAUUUCUAACUAAUGGGCUUUAUUAUACGGUUUCCUUUGUACCACUCUGACAAGUCACAAGUCAAAACUAACCCAAAUCUAUCUACACAUAGGAGUAGAGAAUCACUCCCCCUCGUUUUGUGCACUGAUCUUUCAGCCACGUCGCCCAAAUCCAUGGAAAAUGACGGAGAUUCGGUUAUGUCUUCCACACGCGCUUCAACUUCCACACGCGCUUUAUUAUACGGUUUCCUUUGUACCACUCUGACAAGUCACAAGUCAAAACUAACCCAAAUCUAUACACACAUAGGAGUAGAGAAUCACUCCCCCUCGUUUUGUGCACUGAUCUUUCAGCCACGUCGCCCAAAUCCAUGGAAAAAAGACGGAGAUUCGGUUAUGUCUUCCACACGCGCUUCAACUUCCACACGCGCUUUAUUAUACGGUUUCCUUUGUACCACUCUGACAAGUCACAAGUCAAAACUAACCCAAAUCUAUCUACACAUAGGAGUAGAGAAUCACUCCCCCUCGUUUUGUGCACUGAUCUUUCAGCCACGUCGCCCAAAUCCAUGGAAAAAAGACGGAGAUUCGGUUAUGUCUUCCACACGCGCUUCAACUUCCACACGCGCUUUAUUAUACGGUUUCCUUUGUACCACUCUGACAAGUCACAAGUCAAAACUAACCCAAAUCUAUCUACACAUAGGAAUAGAGAAUCACUCCCUCUCGUUUUGUCCACUGAUCUUUCAGCCACGUCGCCCAAAUCCAUGGAAAAAAGACGGAGAUUCGGUUAUGUCUUCCACACGCGCUUCAACUUUCCCCUUUCCAAGGAAAUAUCCAAAUCGGCCUUUCCUUUCCUCUGCUAGUGGACGGCACCAAUCACAGCUUACUGACCUGACCCGACCCGCCGCCCCGCCAAAUGGACAUCCACGGAUCUACACGCUUCCGCCACCGGAAAUCCCCUCCUUCCUCCGACCGCUUCCUCGACGCCUUCUUCUCUCCGCCGCUCCACCACGAAAAGGACAGCAUCCUCGCCGCCGCCGCCGCCGAGGACAGCGAGCUCAACGAGGACGACAUCUUCUCCACCGGCUACUUCUCCUCCGAUUCCUCCCGAAAUCAACAACAGCAAAGACACCACUACCUUCGCAGCUCUCCCUCGACAUCGCCGCGCCACAAGGCCUUCCCCGGUUCGUUCGGAAUCCUCGCGGCGUUGCCGGAGAACAUCUCCACCGCCGGGCAUCACCAUCACUUGUACCAGAAAACCGCUCUCUCCUCUCCUCCUCCUCCUUCCUCCUCCGCCGCCUCGCCCUCAUCGAAUUUGCCCUCCUCCUCUCGCCUCAUCCCCAAACCACCGCAGGAUAGGUUGUCGUCGGCCUCCUCCUUCUCCAGGCACCAGCACCCGCAGUCGGCGCCAAUCAACGUUCCCAUCCUCGCGUCCGCGAUGGCGAGGAGGCGGAACAGGGAAUUCAACGAGAUUGAUGAGCUGCUGGACGAGGAUGAAGGCUACGGCGGCGAGAUGCUUCCCCCGCACGAGAUCGUGGCCAGGACGCAGUCCCCGAUUCUGUCCUGCCCGGUCAUGGAAGGCGCCGGGAGGACGCUUAAGGGGAGGGACCUUAAACAGGUAAGGAAUGCAAUUUGGCGGAAAACUGGCUUUCUGGAUUGAUUGAUUCAUUGAAGAUCGAAAAUUGUUUGUUUAUCUUUAGGGCUGUAAUUAAGAAAUUGGUUUGUUGAUCAAGAGAAAUUUGUUAAAUGGGAAAUUUUGUACAUCUCUAUUUCACUCUCAAUGAAAUUGGUCUUCCCCUAUGUUCUGAUUUCGCACUACUAGCAGCACAGUAAACCCGAAUCUCGGUAGGUUUCGUCGGAUGUUCAUGAUUCGAGUCGUGUAGGCUUGAAUGUAUGCACCAGGUCGCGUCAUAAGAAUCAGAUGACGCAUUCACGACAGCAAUCUUCCCUGGAAACCAGAGCUUAUCCCGACUGCAGUAGGCACUAAUCAAAUUCGGAGCAUCGAUUUCGAGCUCCUGCACUUUCCUCUGCCGGCAUUCCAACUGGAGCACCCGGAGCCGAUGGCUCCAAAUCCUUAUCUUGCUCGUUUCGGUGCUGCUGCUGCUACAACGAAUGAAGUGCAAGGAAAGAGACUCCAGAAAUGGCAAGUGUGAAAUCAUGUUAAGAUGGCUCUGCCUAAGUUCCACGGGGGCAGAAAGUUUCAAAUCUUUGAGGCUGAACGUCUUCAGGGAAAACGGCUGAAGUAAACUGGCGUUCCAUCCGGAAGCCAACCUUCCACACCAUGGGAAACACCUGCAGAACCUGGAGAGAUGGCAACUUGGUGAUGAAGUCGUCGAGAUAUCCCCCUGCGAUUUCCCCCACUGCAGAAGCUGAUGAUUGUCACACUCUUUGAGAUUCGGAGCCGAAGACUAGGGAUGGCAAAUUACCUACCCAUGGGUAAUUAUACCCAAACCCAAGUAGACCCAUUGAUAAUGGGUUGGGUAUGGGUGAAGUGCAUAUGGAUUUGGGAGUUUAUAGAUGGGUUUGGGUUUGGGGCUUCCAUAAUCUAAAUGGGUAUGGGUUGGAUAUGGAUAUCCAUUUACUUGAGGGUGUUUUAACUACACAUGCAAAAAUUGGACCUAUUUGCAAAACUUGAAAAGUUUAGGUACCAAAAUGUAAGACCAAAAAAAUUUAGGUACCAAAACGUAAUUUUCCAUCAAUAUUUUGAGGACUUAUAUGCAAAAAAAUUAAAUUUAGGUACUAAAU
This is a messenger RNA of Linum trigynum, 3357 nucleotides long. The record is from the annotation of a GenBank genome assembly. Lineage: Eukaryota; Viridiplantae; Streptophyta; Magnoliopsida; Malpighiales; Linaceae.